CAGAGAAACACUCACUCACUUCCUUCUUUCUUUUUCCAUUUUUUUAAACUCCCUUUCCUUUACACUUACUCCAAAAUUUCUCAGUUUCUUCUUCUUUCUCUCAAAACAGGAUAGAGGAUCUGUGCGUCUUCAAACGAUGUCGUUUUGAGCUUUUCGCCGAUCAUGUCAAGGGUGACGUUGAUUGCAUACGUUCAUUUUUGGUUAUUGAUUGGAAUAUACUAGUGUUCUGGUGCAAUUUCUGUGACAAAUAUUGAUUACAAGAUAUUUCCUGGAUAUGGGGGGAGCGUGUUCUAGGAAGCCCGAGCGGGAUUAUGAAGAUAGUCCAUGUAGAGGACUUUCACGAAGAUUUUGCAAAAGUGGGAGUUUGAAAUGGUGGACAUCCUCGUUCGCUUAUCCUUCUGUAGAUUUCCAUUUACGGAAAGGAGAUUGUCCAUCGCUGUUGGAGUUGUGCAUCAAGAAAAUAAAUGAGGAUAUUGACAGAUAUAAUGCAUUUUCUAUGCUGCCUCGGGAUAUAAGUCAGCAAAUUUUUAAUAAAUUGGUUUGUUCCCAACGCCUAACCAGCGUUUCCCUUGAAGCUUUUCGAGAUUGUGCGCUUCAGGACCUUGACUUGGGUGAAUAUGCCGGUGUUAAUGAUUCUUGGAUGGAUGUCAUCUCAUCACAGGGUUCAUCAUUACUUUCCGUGGAUCUUUCUGGGUCUGAUGUCACUGAUUUUGGGCUGGGUUACCUAAAAUAUUGUGAAAAUCUCCUUUCCUUAAAUCUAAAUUACUGUGAUCAAAUCUCGGAUCAUGGACUGGAGUGCAUCAGUGGUCUGUCAAACUUGACAAGUUUGAGCCUCAGAAGAAAUGAUUCAAUAUCUGCUCAAGGAAUGAGUAUCUUGUCUGGUCUUGUUAAUUUAGUCAAGUUGGACUUGGAGAGAUGUCCUGGGAUUCAUGGAGGCCUGGUUCACAUUCAAGGUUUAACCAAGUUGCAAUCACUCAAUAUUAAAUGGUGCAAUUGCAUAACCGAUUCUGAUAUGAAGCCUCUAUCAGAGUUGGUGUGUUUGGAGAGUCUUGAGAUUUCUUGCAGUAAAGUCACUAAUUUUGGCAUCAGCUUUCUAAAAGGAUUGCAAAAGCUUUCCUUACUAAACUUGGAAGGGUGCCUUGUAACAGCUGCAUGCUUGGAUUCUCUUGCAGAUCUUCCUCUCUUGUCAAACUUGAAUCUUAAUAGAUGCAAUAUUACCGACGACUGCUGUGAAAAGUUUUCACGGCUGGAAAAUUUGAAAGUACUCAACUUGGGAUUUAAUGACAUUACUGAUGCAUGUUUAGCACACUUGAAAGCAGUAUUGACAAAGUUGGAGAGCUUGAACCUUGAUUCAUGUAGGAUUGGUGAUGAAGGGUUGAUCAACUUGGCAGGCCAUAGGCAACUGAAGUGCUUGGUAUUGUCUGAUACAGAAGUUGGAGAUACUGGGUUACACCAUUUGUCAGGAUUGUCUGGCCUGGAGAAAAUAAAUCUGUCAUUCACUGUGGUUAGUGAUAGUGGUUUAAGGAAACUGUGUGGACUCACAUCUCUUAAGUCACUUAAUUUGGAUGCUCACCAAAUUACUGAUGCUGGACUGGCAGCUCUUACAAGUUUGACUGGGCUUACUGACCUUGAUUUAUUCGGUGCACGAAUCACAGAUUAUGGAACAAAUUAUUUGAGAAAAUUUAAGAACCUGAGGUCCUUGGAGAUAUGUGGUGGAGGAUUGACUGAUGCCGGUGUGAAAAAUAUUAGAGCGCUUUCUUGUCUUAUGUGCCUAAACUUAUCACAAAACUGCAACCUUACGGACAAAAGCCUGGAAUCAAUUUCAGGGCUUACUCGAUUAAUCUCUCUGAAUGUUUCAAAUUCUCGCAUCACCAACUCUGGUCUGCAGCAUUUGAGAACACUGAAGAACUUGAGGUCUCUGACAUUGGAAUCCUGCAAGGUGACAGCAUAUGACAUAAAGAAACUAAGAUCAACACACCUCCCGAAUCUGGUCAGCUUCCGGCCAGAAUAGGUAGUUCGGGAAGGAAUUCUAAUCUGUAUAUUAGUAUAUAUGUAAAUAUGGUACCAACAUCAUAUUAGGGGGGAACAUGGAAAGACAACCUCAAAUUGUAUAUAGGCUUAAUGGGCUUCAUGAAAAGGUGUGAAUUGCCUCUACUCUGUGAAGAUGUUAUUUAUGAAUUAUGAUGUAAAACGAUGAUUCUGGGUUGCGUUAAGGUAAUGGGGUGUGUGUGGAUAGAUUUAUAAUCCUCUAUCGUCUCCAUGCACACCUCCGAUACCUUUAUAAUUUAAUUCUCUUUACGUUGUUGAAA
Molecule: messenger RNA, 2309 nt
Organism: Arachis stenosperma
Lineage: Eukaryota; Viridiplantae; Streptophyta; Magnoliopsida; Fabales; Fabaceae
Exons: 16
Coding region: 275-2011 (578 amino acids)
Biological process (GO): SCF-dependent proteasomal ubiquitin-dependent protein catabolic process
Cellular component (GO): SCF ubiquitin ligase complex
Molecular function (GO): protein binding
Source: RefSeq, a predicted model, not a curated record